Messenger RNA from Girardinichthys multiradiatus, 2085 nucleotides. RefSeq lists its product as uncharacterized. The coding region runs from base 237 to 1301 and encodes 354 amino acids. Lineage: Eukaryota; Metazoa; Chordata; Actinopteri; Cyprinodontiformes; Goodeidae. Gene Ontology annotation, cellular component: membrane. The transcript has 8 exons. The record is from RefSeq and is a predicted model, not a curated record.
ACAAAGCGUGAGGCGGCUAGCCAUACGGAAGUGUUUUCGUCUCGGCGGCUGUAUAGCAGUACUGUUUGAGAAAUGAUUGCUGCUGCUUAUUUAAAAUCCUGAUACCUCUAUUAAAUGUAUCUAAUGUUCCAAAGGGAAUAUUUUAUAUUUCAUUAACAUAUUUUUUUUUACAUUAGACUAGUUACACGAAGGAGAGUUAGUCAGCCUUUUAGCUAGCUUGACAAAAGCAAGCAGCCAUGCCGUCCUAUUCUGAAGUGAGAAAAAGCAACCACUUCUAUUACUUCAUCAAGUUCACACUAAAUGUCUACUCAAUGCUUUUCUCGCUCAUGGGUCUUUGCGUGUUGUGUGUGGGAGUGUAUGCGGAAGUGGAAAGGCAGAAGAAUCGAACCCUGGAGGGUCUUUUUCUGGCUCCUGCAGUGGUGCUGAUCCUGCUUGGCCUGGUGAUGUUCACUGUGUCUGUAGUGGGAAUGGUUGGAUCCCUCAGAGACAACAAAACCCUGCUGCACAUGUUCCUUUGCGUCCUUUGUGUACUGCUGCUCCUCCAGGCAAUCACACUCGCCAUGGCUCUCAUCUUUGAAAAGAAGACGGUUGCAUUGUUUCAGAGCACUAUACGGGAAGGAAUAAAACACUACUACGAUGAUCUUGACUUCAAAAACAUCUUGGACUAUGUCCAGCAAAAGUUUUCCUGUUGUGGAGGGGAUGAAUAUAUGGACUGGGGAGUCAAUCAGUACCAUUUCUGCAAUGGUACUGGUCCGCUAGCCUGUGGGGUUCCAUACACCUGUUGUGUUCGACGCAAGCUUGGAGAGGUCAUCAACACCCUCUGUGGCUACAACUCUCUGAAUGAACAGCGUGAAACGCUGCUAGAGGUGAUCCACGUGCGCGGCUGCAUCCAUGCAGUUAACCUCUGGAUGAGUGACAACAUUGGAAUAACCAUUGCCCUCUGCUGUGCCAUCGGGCUGCCACAGCUUUUGGGCAUCAUCCUGAGCUGCGUCUUCUGGAACCUACUGGUGGACAUGAGUGAGUCGGCCGAUAUGGUGGACUUCAAGCUGAAGAAGUCCGAGAUUGAGUACAGUGAGCUAGACCUGGCCGGUGCCGGCUGGUGCCUGUGCUUGCCAAGGGACGGCGGUUACCUGCCUGUCCCCGCCUCUGAGCCUGAGCUCGAUCCCAUUGACAUUCACCUGGAGAAGCUGAAGAAGCAGCCGCCUCGCACUCACUCCCAGCUCAGAGAACUGCAGCAGUCCAGAUCAGCCAGCGGCCUGGACGAGGAAGACGUGGGCAAGAAGCAGAAAAGGGACCACUGAGUGCUCUCUUCCAGCCUGUUUUGCCUUUUUGGGUUUUUGCCUUCUUUUUUUCUUGUCAGUGUAAUUGAUUACAUUUGUUUAGGUUGUGUUGCACUACUUCAAGUUGAACAUGAGUCAUCAAGUCAGAAGGAAUUGGAUCAGCUGAAGGGAUCAAAUGUACUUUCGCACUUUGAAUUUGUUUACAGCAAAGUUCAAACUGAAAAUUCCUUUAAAACAGGACAUUUCUUUAGUCUUGUUUAUAUCAUUUCAUAUUGUCAUUUCAUAUUUUUCUAAGCCUUCACUGAGAAAUGUCUCAUGUGCUAAAGCUUACCUCAGGCUAUGUUGAAAAUAGCCCAGUAGUCAGAGGAUGAAACUGUUUUGGUUGUAUAAAUAAAUUAAUGGUUGUUUUUCAUUGUUUGAGAAUAGGACUAGCCAGGUGUGUCUCGCGUGUAGCGUCUGUGAUGGAUUUUUACCGUUUGUGUAAUUUAUUUUAUUAUUUAAAUUUAUUUUGUGCAAUCAAUGUACACUGUAAGACUGAUAUUUGUGAAAUAACAUGGGAUGCAUGUUUUGUACUGUAUAUGAAGUCAUUUUAAAGAAGCUCUGUACUUGAAGCUUUUCCAUUUUAAUAAUAAUGUUUUUAUUCCUUCCAUCUUUAAAGAAUUCCUAAAGGCAUUAUCCACGUGAAACAGCAGGUCCCAGAAAAAACAAAGUUUUUAUAUGAGUUGCAUUAGUUUGAGCUUCCCCCCAGCUCCUGCCUUGUAUAAACACAACUGUUCUUGUCAACAAAGCUGAUUUUGUCUACUGA